Molecule: messenger RNA, 3154 nt
Organism: Cydia splendana
Lineage: Eukaryota; Metazoa; Arthropoda; Insecta; Lepidoptera; Tortricidae
Product: zonadhesin-like
Exons: 17
Coding region: 134-3076 (980 amino acids)
Source: RefSeq, a predicted model, not a curated record
UCAAUGCGGUCCCAAAACUUGCGAUGAUUUGGGGAGGUCGCUUUCAUGUCCCGAUCUCGGCCGAGGUCACUGCCCUGGGGGUUGUAUAUGCGAACAAGGCUAUUUAAGAGACGUUAAUGGAGAUUGUAUCAAGAUGGAGAACUGCCCUCCGAAACCUUGCGGAGAGAAUCAGACUUGGGUGUCUUGCGACAGACCUUGUCCCUAUCAACGUUGCCCAAGAGACGACAAGCCGCCACCGCCGUGCGUCAAGAUAGAACCAUGCUACCCAGGAUGUCAGUGCAAACUGAAUUAUUUGAGAAACUCGAGUGGAGACUGUAUCCUGGCCCCGGAAUGUCCACCGGUAAACUGUACUCGGCUAAAUGAAGAGUGGGAUGGGUGCCCCUCAACGUGCCUGGCUGAAGGCUGUGAUAACAUCUACAAUCAGCCUACGACGUGUAAUACUCUCAUUUGGCUCUGCUCGCCUCGAUGCGUUUGUAAGAAGGGGCACUUUAGGAACAAGGAUGGCAUAUGCAUUCCUGCUUCACAAUGCCCAACUUAUUGUAAAGAUCCCAACGCCUCGUGGAGAAAUUGCCUUGAUAUUUGCCCAGGCACUUGUCAAAACCCUAAACCGAUAUGUAUGAGUAAAGUGGCAGUGUGUCGACCUGGGUGUCAGUGUAAAAAAGGUUACGUCUUAGAUAAGCCUGGCAAUGGUGGAAAAUGUGUCAAGAUUGAAAAAUGUCCAGUUACUACAACUUCUGCCCCUAUCACAACUACAACUCCCGCUCCGCCUAAAUGCAAAUCCAAUGAACAUUGGACAGAUUGUUUACCAGGCCAAUGUAAGCCGAAGACAUGCGAUGAGCUGAUAAAACCCGCGCCGUGUCCUAGAGUAAUACCUCCGUGUCCUGGUGGUUGUAUCUGCGACGAUGGAUACGUGUGGGAUGCAACAGGAUGCUGCAUAAAGAAAGAAGACUGUCCAUCUUAUUGUAAAGAUCCCAACGCCUCGUGGAGAGAUUGCCGUGAUAUUUGCCCAGGCACUUGUCAAAACCCUAAACCUAUAUGUAUGAGUAAAGUGGCGUGUAGACCGGGGUGUCAGUGUAAAAAAGGCUACGUCUUAGAUAAGCCUGGCGAUGGUGGAAAAUGUGUCAAGAUUGAAAAAUGUCCAGCCAAGCAGUGCAAGGGAUCGCAUGAAAUAUACAUUCUUUGUCCAGCCGGGCAAUGUAACGCGAAAACUUGUGAUGACCUCGUGAAUCCACCUGGUUGUCCAAGAAUUAAACCUCCGUGCCCAGGAGGCUGUAUUUGCGAAGAUGGAUAUUUGAGAGAUAAAUAUGGAAAAUGCAUACCGAAGGAACAGUGUCCUUCUCUGCAAUGUAAAAAGAAAAACGAACGCUGGUCAAACUGCGUGCUCGGAGAAUGCGUUCCAAGGGAUUGCGAAGACGUUGGGUAUCCAGUACCCUGCCCAGACAUUAUAGGCCCCUGCGCUGGCGGCUGUACUUGCAUUGAAGGCUUCGUAAGAAACUGUGAAGGAGAGUGUAUUGACAUGAAAGAUUGUCCAUGUUGUGGAGGAGAUCCUAACGCGGUAAGCGGUUGCGGUAACCCUUGUGGUAAAACCUGCGCGAGUCUGUACGCGAACAAUUCCGACUUGAUCUGCCCCCAAUAUUGCGAGUACAAUGGCUGCGACUGCAAACCCGGAUACCGUCUUCUAACAGACAGCACAGAUGGCACGGAGUCUAAAAAAUGUGUUCCAGAGAGUGAAUGUCCUAAGCCUACUCCGCAAUGUGGAGCGAACGAACAGUACUACUGCGGUACUUCAUGCCCCGAAGCCAGCUGUGUCGACCCCACGCCUCCAACGUGCGUCAACAAGAAAUGCAAAUUAGCUUGCUUCUGCAAGAAAGGAUUCGUUAGAGACUUCAACAACACAUGUAUACCGGUCAACAAAUGCCCCAAAUGUAAAGGACCCCAUGAAAGACUCAUAAGUUGUCCAAUCGGUCAAUGUAACCCUAAAACAUGUAAGGACCUAAUAAAACCACCUGGCUGCCCGAGAGUAAUACCUCCUUGUCCAGAUGGCUGUGUUUGCGAAGAAGGUUACCUACGAGAUGCGAAUGGCAAAUGUAUUGAGAAGUCACUGUGUCCCAAACCUCCUUGCAAAGCUAAUGAAACCUACGUACAAUGUGCUGUCAAGUGUCCCGAUAAGCACUGCCCGAAAAUAGAUGGACCCCAGCCUGUUUGCGACCCGCCCAGACCCUGCCCUCCAGGGUGCAUAUGCAAGAUCAAUUAUAGAUAUGACCAAUCUGGAAAAUGCAUACUUGCUUCUGAUUGCCCACCUAUAAAAUGUAAGGAUCCUAACGCAAGAUGGGAUUCAUGCCCUCCAGCCUGCUUGAAUGAGCAAUGCGAAGCAGCGAACUCUCCGCCAGUAACGUGCAACACAUUGCUUCUAAAUUGCAACCCUCGGUGUGUUUGUAAACCAGGGUAUUUUAAACACCCGAAAACUGGAUUAUGCGUUCCAGCUAAAGAAUGUCCGGGCGUGUGUAAAGACCCCAACGCCUCCUGGACGGAUUGCCGUAACCCCUGCCCAGGCACUUGCUACAACACGAAACCAGUAUGCCCGACCAAACCUUGUAGCCCAGGAUGUCAGUGCAAUGAAGGCUACGUUUUAUCUAAACAAGGGAAAGAUGGAAAAUGCGUUAAAAUUGAAACAUGCGCAGAUUACAUCCACUGUCCCUGCAAUCAAACCUUUGUACCAUGCACAUUUAAAGGAUGCCCCCAAGUAAGGUGUCCUGAAUCAGAUCAAACGAUUUUGUGCAAGCCACCACGAGACUGCCCUGGAGGGUGUGGAUGCAAGCCCUACUAUAGGUAUGACGUCAAUAACAACUGCAUCAAGUCGACUGAUUGUCCUCCAGUUGAAUGCACCAGAGCACACGAGGUGUGGAAGUGCAAACAUUUGGGUGACUGGGAGUAUUGCGAUGAGAGAUACAACUCUCCUCCGUUUGUGCCAGGCGACCCUGAUGAUUGCGAGCCGAAGUGCGCGUGCGAGCAAGGGUAUUGGAGAAACCCUCAGACGAAUACGUGUGUUACAGAAAAUGAAUGCCCCCCAAUUUAAUGAAUAUAAAAAAGACACGCAGAAGAACGACGAGUAAAUCCUAAAUGGUAUUCGUUUUCCUAAACUAUAAAUAAUUAU